CUGAGAAUCAGGACUUCUGAGCAGCAGCGGCAGCCACAAACUUUAAUUUUGAAGAAGACCCCAACACACAGAAGAAUUCGAAUCAGAACGGCGACUCUAUGAAGAUGGAAGUGCUCUCAGUACAAAAUCAUAUUCAGGGAAAAUUCGGUGUUAAAAAAAUUAAAGUAGAGAUUUCAACAGUAGACUGGCCAACUGCAGCGUCGGACCUCCUGGAGGAGGAGGAGGAGGAAGAACUGACCGUGGCCGGGACAACGGCUACCGGCGAGGUCCUGGACGUGGAUGUCGUUGACGGACAUCCGGCCUCUGUGCUGCACAUGCGACAGCAUCAGGCCCUCAACACGCGUCCCCUACCCACACCCACGGUCGUGGGAGGCGGCGGCGGGUCCGGGAUACCAUCGCCCAAGCAGGCCACGUCGGCUGUGGCGGCCGCUAGCUUCGAGGCUCCGAUUAGCGGUGGCAGUGCCGCUGCCUACCACCACGCCUACAUGACCAACGUACUGGCCAGCACCAACCAGCAGCAGCAGCAGCAGUACCACCCCCUGCCCGCCUCGCCACUGCAGUCAACGGCCGGGGCACGGUUCGGAGCCUCCGACAACCUGGACGAUGUGAGUGCCAGUGCGGUGCGGGAGCUGUCGCAGCAACUGCAGGCCCAUCUGCGGGACGCCAAGAGGCGCCACCUCGCCUGCACGGAGGUGACCCUGCCCAAUGACCUCACGCAGCGGAUUGCUGCCGAAAUCAUUCGGAUGUCGGAGCGGGAGCCCUGCGGCGAGCGCGCCUGCACCCUCUUCAUUGAGUUCGAGAGCGAGCCGAACAAUGUCAGGCGCAUUGCAUCGUUCAAGGUGGACCCGGACACUGUGUCGAUAUUCGAGCUGUAUCUGACCUUGAGGCAGGACAAGAGCGGUUGGACCUCCCUCCUGCCGCAGUUCAUCAAAAACCUCACCCGCAGCAACACCAUCAACAUCAGUCCCGACUUUACGCUGACCAAGAACAAGCUCUACUCAUCCGAGUAAGUCUAGGGAGGAUCGGCAUAAGGGCUGCUUUAAACUCAAUCCCUCCGAACAACAACAACAACAACAGCAACAGAAAGAAAAGAAAAAAUGUAGAGCAGCUGGGAAAUCCUUCGGUCGUGAAUCCAUCU
Messenger RNA from Drosophila bipectinata, 1138 nucleotides. RefSeq names its product charybde (gene chrb). Gene Ontology annotation, cellular component: cytoplasm. NCBI's taxonomy places the organism in Eukaryota, Metazoa, Arthropoda, Insecta, Diptera, Drosophilidae. The record is from RefSeq and is a predicted model, not a curated record. Gene Ontology annotation, biological process: regulation of TOR signaling; apoptotic process; negative regulation of signal transduction.